Doryrhamphus excisus (bluestripe pipefish) is the source of this 5439-nucleotide messenger RNA. RefSeq names its product inositol polyphosphate phosphatase-like 1a (gene inppl1a). The record is from RefSeq and is a predicted model, not a curated record. Gene Ontology annotation, molecular function: inositol-polyphosphate 5-phosphatase activity; protein binding. Gene Ontology annotation, cellular component: cytosol. NCBI's taxonomy places the organism in Eukaryota, Metazoa, Chordata, Actinopteri, Syngnathiformes, Syngnathidae. Gene Ontology annotation, biological process: regulation of immune response; phosphatidylinositol dephosphorylation; negative regulation of insulin-like growth factor receptor signaling pathway.
GUGUACGGCAGGCUGCAACUCCCAGUUUUGCUUUCCAGUGUGGAUUUACAUGGCCAGAUUUCCGUGGGAAGUGUGAAGCAAGAGAGAGGAGGGUGGCGAGCUUUUCAGGAACCAACAAGACAGACGUAAACAACUUGACUGAACAUUUUUAUGUCGUCGUUGUAUUUUUUCGCCUUUGAAAACAUCAGUUUUCGCAACUUUUCGUUGCCGCUACACUCUCCGUUUGACUUUUUUCCGUGGUAAGGCAGGCUAAGAGUUUUCGGACUAGCAAAGCAGCAGUUAACGCCGGUUCGAAGGGCUGUGGUCAUGGCCGGAGGAGGUGGUGGUGGUGGCGGCGGGCUUUCUCUACUCGGGCCCGCACCGCCGAUGUGGUAUCACCGGGAUCUGAGUCGAGCUGCGGCCGAGGAGCUACUGGCUCGCGCCGGGAGAGAUGGCAGCUUCCUGGUACGGGACAGCGAAAGCGUCAACGGGGCUUACGCUUUGUGUGUACUGUUUCAGAAACAUGUCCACACGUACCGGAUACUCCCAGAUGAAGAUGGAUUUUUGGCUGUUCAGACGUCUCAGGGCGUGCAGCCUAAGCGGUUUAAAACGUUACCAGACUUGGUGUCAUUGUACCUCCAACCCAGCCAGGGUCUGGUGACCACCCUGCUUUUCCCCGUUGACCGAGAGGAAACCACUAUCCUCGACGACCGCGACUAUUCGGAUGGUGAGGAUGAGAAGCCGCCUCUUCCCCCACGCUCAGCUUCCACUUCUACUCCUCCUGGAUCUGACAUGCCCACUGACAGUCCCCCGACAGCGAAUGGCCUGAGCACCAUAUCCCAUGAGUAUCUGAAGGGCAGCUACGCUUUGGACCUCGAAGCCGUCAAACAGGGAGCCUGCUCGCUUCCUCACCUUAACAAAACACUUGUGUCCUCAUGCAAGCGACUCAAUGGGGAAGUGGAUAAGGUCCUGUCUGGUCUCGAGAUCCUGUCCAAAGUGUUUGAUCAGCAGAGUGCCUUCAUGGUGUCGAAGAUGAUCCAACAGUCCGUCAAUCAGGGUGGAGACCAGGAGUUGGAGAACCUGGUGACCAAGCUUGCCAUUCUCAAAGACCUGCUGUCUUCCAUAGAGAAGAAGGCUCUGAAAGCUCUUCAGGACAUGAGUUUGUCCUCCCCGUGCUCCCCCCCUCCUCUCUCCAUGCGUCACAGCAAAGCCAUUCCCGUGCAAGCCUUUGAGGUCAAACUGGACGUCUACCUGGCAGAGCUGACUAAAAUAGGCAAGAGUCAGAAGUACACACUGUCUGUGGACGUGGAGGGAGGGCGACUGGUAGUGAUGAAGAAGGUGAAAGACAGCCAGGAAGACUGGACGACAUUCACACAUGACAAAAUCCGUCAGCUGAUCAAGUCUCAGCGGGUGCAAAAUAAGCUCGGCAUUGUUUUUGAGAAGGAAAAGGACAAGAACCAAAGGAAAGACUUUGUAUUUGCUAGUGCCAAGAAACGGGAGGCCUUUUGCCAGUUGCUACAGUUGAUGAAAAACAAACAUUCCAACCAGGAUGAGCCCGACAUGAUCUCUGUCUUCAUUGGCACGUGGAACAUGGGCUCUGUGCCUGCACCCAAGUCUGUGGCUUCCUGGGUGUUAUGUCGAGGACUCGGAAAGACUCUGGACGAGAUGACCGUCACUAUCCCAAAUGACCUGUAUGCAUUUGGAACACAAGAGAACUCUGUGAAUGAUCGCGAGUGGGUGGAGUCGAUACGGGCCAUGUUGAAAGAGCAAACAGAAUUGGAUUAUAAACCAAUAGCAGUGCAGACGCUAUGGAACAUAAAGAUUGCUGUGCUUGUGAAGCCGGAACAUGAGAACCGCAUCAGCCAUGUGGGAAUGUCCAGCGUUAAAACCGGCAUCGCCAACACACUUGGUAACAAAGGUGCUGUUGGUGUUUCGUUCAUGUUCAAUGGAACAUCUUUUGGUUUUGUCAACUGUCACUUGACUUCAGGGAAUGAAAAAAUUGCAAGGAGGAAUCAAAAUUAUCUCGACAUUCUGCGCCUCCUUUCGCUUGGAGACAAACAACUAAGCUCAUUUGACAUUUCACUACGCUUCACACAUCUGUUCUGGCUGGGAGACCUCAACUACAGGCUGGACAUGGACAUACAGGAGAUACUUAACUACAUAAACAGGAAGGAGUUUGAUCCACUGCUGAAGGUGGACCAGCUAAAUCUGGAGAGGGAGAAGAACAAAGUGUUUCUACGUUUCGCGGAGGAAGAGAUCUCCUUCCCACCGACCUACCGAUACGAACGGGGCUCAAGGGACACGUAUGUUUGGCAGAAGCAGAAAGCAACUGGGAUGAGGACUAAUGUUCCAUCCUGGUGUGAUAGGAUUUUGUGGAAGUCUUACCCAGAAACGCACGUUGUUUGCAACUCCUAUGGGUGCACAGAUGAUAUAGUGACCAGCGAUCACUCCCCUGUGUUUGCAACAUUUGAGGUGGGCGUGACGUCACAGUUUGUCUCCAAGAAAGGGCUUGCGAAAUCUUCAGAGCAAGCUUACAUCGAGUUUGAGAGCAUUGAAGCCAUAGUGAAGACUGCAAGCAGAACCAAGUUCUUCAUCGAAUUCUACUCUACUUGUUUGGAAGAGUUCAAGAAGAGCUACGAGAACGACAGUCAGAGCAGCGACAACGUCAACUUCCUGCGUGUGGGCUGGUCCAAUAAACAGUUGACUACGCUCAAACCGCUUCUGUCGGAGAUCGAGUACCUGCAGGACCAACACCUGCUGCUCACUGUGAAGUCCUUGGAUGGAUAUGAAUCCUACGGAGAGUGCGUGUUAGCGUUGAAGUCCAUGAUUGGCAGCACGGCACAGCAGUUCCACACCUACCUGUCUCAUCGCGGGGAGGAAACUGGAAACAUCAGGGGAUCAAUGAGGGUUCGAGUCCCUUCUGAAAGGAUGGGAACCAGGGAAAGACUCUAUGAAUGGAUCAGCGUGGACAAAGAUGAAACGGGUAUACCCAAAGGGAAAUCGACCCAGGCAUCCAGAGUGGGACAUGAAUAUGUGAAGCCACCUUUGGUUCGUAAGCAGCUAGGGGAGCUGGGCAAGGUCAGUGAAGAGGCAGAGAAGACCAGCAAGGAGGAAACGGCUGCAAGACCUAAACAGGAUUGUGAUGGUGAUCCAUCUGUUGGCAAGAACAGCUACAAUAACCCCGCCUACUACAUUUUGGAGGGUGUUCCCAAUCAGUCGGCUGCUGCUAUGCCGUCUGAGCUUCUCCCAUCAUCCGCCACCCCCAACCCCCAGGCCACGAAAGCCCUCCCUCCUGUGGCUGUAGCUCGGACCAAACCCCCUUGCACCCCCGUUGCACAAUGCCACCCACGCAGACCCAUGACAGGUCACUCUGUGCGUGCCAUCAGUGAGGAGGGCUCCUCAGAGGACGAUGGAGGAGUAUGUGUAGGAGGAGCACACGGGGGAGCCACGGUGGGGAGCACACUCAAUCGCCCUCCUCCGGAUUUCCCACCCCCUCCUCUUCCGAAGGGAGCGAUGGAUAUGACUGUAGAGGCACCUUUCCUAAAACCUCGCCCACUUCACCCAGAUCUAGCUGAGGUCAAGAUCCCUGCAGCCGGUCCUGGUUCUCCGUUGGCUAUUGGAGAAAGUUUCAGGCGAGGAGGAGGCGGUGCCGUCGUUGGAGGAGGAGGCGCACUGGACGAUCAGUCUUGUUCUGUGCUUCAGAUGGCAAAGACUCUAAGUGAGAGCGAGUUUUCUGGACAACCUCCACGCGCUCCUUCUGCACCUCCUCCCCUCAGGGGGCAGGCUUUGGGUUUAGGUCUGGAGGCCUGCCGGACCUUCCCACCCAGAAAUGCCAUCACAGAAAGUAUCGCUGAGGACCUUCCUGAGGAGGCUUUUUGGGGUAGCAGUAGCUCCUCUUUGUCCGUGGGGGAGUCUUCCGUGGGGGAAUGGCUGCAGAGACUGGGACUUGAGCGAUAUGAGCAGGGACUGCUGCACAACGGCUGGGACGACCUGGAGUUUCUCAGUGACAUCACAGAGGAGGACCUCGAGGAGGCAGGGGUGCUCGACCCCUCUCACAAGCGUAUCCUGCUGGAGAGUCUCAGACAACAACAGAAACUGUAGACCACAACGGCGUCACGGCCGCUCUCUAAAGCAGCCCCGAGUGGGGAUUGUGCCAUCCGAUGUCCGACAUUGCCUCCUGAGAGAACAUGAACUUCAUCUCUAUCAUUUCAAAUGUCUUUUCAGAGGUGCGGUCAACGGUUGUUGCUGUAGUCGUACGUAGCCUUAUUCGGAGUCGACGGGAUGCGGCGUCACAGCAUGGCCUUCUGCUCGAAAAACCUAGCGAGAAGAACUAGGACAUCACAGGACUCUUCCAAGUGUGUUAUGGUGUCUUUUGUGACCGAGUGCCAACAUUUAAGACACAAAGCGGGGGCAUGUCUCAGGUUUUUCCACAGCAAUGGCCGCAAUGUGGAGGAAGUCACUCCAGUUAAAAGUCAAACCACAAAGACGCAAACAGAAAGUGGAAGGUUACUUUGAGAUGGUGAAUCAAGGACCUACCUAAAGUGGACUGAACUUAUUCUUGUCCGUUUCAGUGCUGAUAUGACCAGCCUACCUAUUGUUUGAGUGUUUAUGUGUAUUUAUAGUUUAAAAAAAUAUUCUUGUAAGGAUAAAGGGAAAAAGUGCCAACCAAUACCGACCUGAAAGUGUAUGCAAGGUCCGCUGCGGUUCGCAGUUUGCAUUUCAUGUUCUGAAGGUUUCAUUUCUCAUGUCCACACUAUUUCACUGUGACAGCACAACCCACAUUCGCGGGACUUUAGGUCAUAUUUAUUCAUACCUAAUUUUCUAACAUUCAAAUAAGUAAGGAUUUAAUAAACCACACUGAUGUCUUGAAACUUUUGGUUGACAAAAACUGCUUUGUCACAUAACAAAAGUAUUUCUCUUGCCCUUUUCACCCUAGUGUGUUGUUGAUGUUCCCUGAUUCGACCACUAGAUGGUGCUGUUACAGCAUUAGCCUCAACCAGCCGCUGACAGGGAAACCUGAUGACGACGUUCACUUUGGUUAGUAAUCAAUAAUGUACAUUUUCUUUAAAAACUAUUCAUAAUGACAGUGUUGUUACUACAAACAAUAUAUAUUUUUUAGAUCUUUAAAAGCCAUUGCAGUGUUUUAAGGGAUAUGACAAAUUAACCCUUGUUAAAAUAAUAAAAUUGUGAGAUUUCCACUUCUUACAUAAUACACACUUUUGUUCAAACACUCUUAAAAAUGCUGGGUUAUUUUUUUUACCCAAUCGCUGGGUUGAGCCUGUUGGGUCAUUUAAUUGGGUUAUUUUUAUUGAGUUGGGUAUUCUGAGAACCCAAUUCGCUGGGUUAUCUCUGUUGGGUGCUGAGUUAUUUGCUGCUGGGUUGUGAUUUCCAUUAUAUUGUGCUGGGUUAUUUUGGACAACCCAAAGCGUUGGGUAGAAUUUUGAACACGAGUAACAAAGC